Molecule: messenger RNA, 1044 nt
Organism: Lachnellula hyalina
Lineage: Eukaryota; Fungi; Ascomycota; Leotiomycetes; Helotiales; Lachnaceae
Gene: sfh5
Product: Phosphatidylinositol transfer protein
Exons: 2
Coding region: 1-1044 (347 amino acids)
Biological process (GO): Golgi to plasma membrane protein transport; regulation of exocytosis
Cellular component (GO): cortical endoplasmic reticulum; cytosol; plasma membrane
Molecular function (GO): phosphatidylinositol transfer activity
Source: RefSeq, a predicted model, not a curated record
AUGAGCGCUGAACCUGUAACCGCCGUGACUACUGCUGCUGAAGCAAAACCAGUUGCCGAAGAGCCCAAACCAGUAACUUCUGAAGCUCUUGAGCCCGUUGUUGAGGAGUCAAAGCCUGCGACUUCUGAAGUCGUGCCAGCACCUACCGAGACGGCCAAAGCAGAAACAUCAGAAGCUGUACCGGAAACAAAGCCAACCGCUGAUGAAACAAAACCGGCAGUCGAAGCUACCCCAGCUGCAAGCCCAUUGUCAAAUCUAUUCGCUGAACUCCCUUCCAUUAUCAAAGAUGCAGAACACAAUGAGAUAUGGGGUAUUGAGCUUGCUGAUGAGUCUCAUGUUCCUACCACCAUCGUUCUUGAGAAGUUCCUGAGGGCCAACACCAAGGAUGUCGCCAAGGCAAAGGCUCAGUUGAUCGAGGCUUUGAAAUGGAGGAAGACCAUAAAUCCCAUGAAGCUUUUGGCUGACGAGGAGUUUGAUACUUCGAAGUUUGGUGGAUUGGGUUAUGUCACGCUUUACCCUAAAGCCGAGGGGCAUGGGAAGGAAAUCGUUACGUGGAAUAUCUAUGGGGCUGUUAAGGACAAUAAAGCCACCUUUGGGGAUGUCGAAGAAUUCGUCAAAUGGCGUGCAGCUCUCAUGGAGCUCUCACUCAAAGAACUUGACCUCUCAUCAGCAACUGAGAAGAUCCCCGAAAAUGGAGAAGACCCAUACCGUAUGGUUCAAGUCCACGACUAUCUCAAUGUCAGCUUUCUCCGUAUGGAUCCUACCAUUCGUGCUGCUUCGAAGCAGACCAUCCAGACGUUCAGCAUGGCUUACCCCGAGCUUCUGAAGGAAAAGUUCUUUGUGAAUGUUCCGCUGGUCAUGGGAUGGGUGUUUACCGCUAUGAAGGUGUUCCUGUCGCCGGAGACGGUGAAGAAGUUCCAUCCAUUGAGCUAUGGAAGCAGUCUUGCGGGAGAGCUACCGAGUUUCGGGAAGGAGUUGCCGACUGUUUAUGGUGGGAAGGGGAAGGAUAUUGAGGAGGGACUGACUGUUAAAUACGGUGCUUGA